This is a messenger RNA of Arabidopsis lyrata subsp. lyrata, 912 nucleotides long. Its product is annotated as defensin-like protein 78. The record is from RefSeq and is a predicted model, not a curated record. Lineage: Eukaryota; Viridiplantae; Streptophyta; Magnoliopsida; Brassicales; Brassicaceae. The coding region runs from base 533 to 805 and encodes 90 amino acids. The transcript is spliced from 2 exons.
GCUCGAAUGUACACUUAUUAUGCUUAAUUAUGAUGUUCAAAUGAUAGCACUAUAUUUGAACUCUUAUAUGGGUUCUUUACACUUUAUAACAAAGUUUAUAGGACAAGUUGCUCUGAAAUAUCCAAUAGGCCCCAAUCUAUAUAUGUAGAGACUCUUCUUUGGCAAAAUUAAAGAUUUACAAGAGAUGACGAAACUAAGGAUGGUAAAAGAAAUCAGAAUCUUGAAUACUGAAAUUUUUGAAGGAAAGAAUCAGCCCUUAUAAAGAAACAAUAUUCUUUGUUCAAAAAAAAAAGGAAACAAUAUUCAUUUCCUUCCAAAAUCUCUUCUUUAAGAUGAUCUACACAAUUAAAUACCGUUGAUUUCGAAAAUUGAAGUUCAAAAUCAAUAUGAGGAUUUGAAAUAAGAGCUUACAUGCACAAACACAUAUCUCUCUAUAUAUAAGUGAGUAGGUUUACAUGGUUUAAUUUUCUAUAACACGACACACUCAAAGAAGAGAAGCAAGCAUAACACAAAACUUUCUAUAACUACUAAAAUGGCAAACAAGAUGGUCGCAUAUCUUUAUAAGAAUACGUUCAUGAUGAUUGCUCUUGUUCUCAUCCUUUUAAUUUCAGGUUCAGAAGCAAGAUCGAAUGUAAUAAUAUACGAUCCGAUGUGUCCUGGAGUAUGUGGAAAUUUUGUUAAACCAGAUUGCAAUGGACUUUGCCAUGGGUUAGGGUUUCCUGCAGGAGGAUAUUGUAAACCAGGAAACACAUGUUGUUGCAAAAAGAAACACUCUGGACCUGCUGAUGUUCCAGCUACUGCUUGAUUGUUAUUUCUUUUACUAAUGUCAUUCAUUUACUCUAGAAUAAAACUUCGAAAUUUGCAAUGUGAUGUAUCAUUUUUGUUUUUCUUUAUUUGUUUGAUAUAAGCAAA